GACAGAGCUGAUCCGACCAGCUCGGAGGAAGCACGAUGAAGACAAUAGAAGGGCUGAUCGCAGCCCUGUUGGUGACCUACAGCUUGGCCGAUCAUGGAGGAGGCUUCUCGGGAGGAGGUUUAAUCAGCAGUGGAUACUCUGCACCAUCAGGCGGAGGUGGAGGAGGAGGAGGAGGAUCCUCUGGGGGAGGUGGAUACAGUGGAGGAGGAGGAGGAGGUUCCUCAGGAGGAGGCUCAGUCAGCAUUGGAUACUCAGCACCAUCAGGUGGAGGUGGAGGUAGUGGAGGAGGAGGAGGAUCCUCAGGCGGAGGUGGAGGUAGUGGAGGUGGAUACAGUGGAGGAAGCGCAGGAGGAAGUUCCUCAGGAGGAGGCUCAAUCAGUAUUGGAUACUCGGCACCAUCAGGAGGAGGUGGCGGUGGAUACAGUGGAGGAGGAGGAGGUUCCACAGGCGGAGGUGGAGGUAGCGGAGGAGGAUACAGUGGAGGUGGAGGAGGUUCUUCAGGAGGAGGCUCAAUCAGUAUUGGAUACUCAGCACCGUCAGGAGGAGGAGGAGGUUCCACAGGCGGAGGUGGAGGUAGUGGAGGAUACAGUGGAGGAGGAGGAGGUUCCACAGGCGGAGGUGGAGGUAGUGGAGGAGGAUACAGUGGAGGUGGAGGAGGUUCUUCAGGAGGAGGCUCAAUCAGUAUUGGAUACUCAGCACCAUCAGGAGGCGGUGGAGGUAGCGGAGGAGGUUACAGUGGAGGAGGAGGAGGAGGUUCCUCAGGAGGAGGUGGAGGCAGUGGGGGAGGAUACAGUGGAGGAGGAGGUGGAGGUUCUUCAGGAGGAGGCUCAAUCAGGUAUUGGAUAACUCAGCACCAUCAGGAGGCGGGGGUGGAGGUUCGUGGGAGGGGGGGGAAAAAGGGGGGGGGGGGGGGGGGAGGUUACAGCUGGAGGAGGAGGGGGGGGGCAGGGAGAGGUGGUUCCUCAGGAGGAGGUGGAGGUAGUGGAGGGGGAUACAGUGGAGGUGGAGGAGGUUCAUCAGUAGGAGGCUCAGUCAGCAGUGGAUACAGGCCACCAUCAGGAGGAGGAGGUGGAGGAGGAGGUAGUGGAGGAGGAUAA
Molecule: messenger RNA, 1097 nt
Organism: Macrobrachium nipponense
Lineage: Eukaryota; Metazoa; Arthropoda; Malacostraca; Decapoda; Palaemonidae
Product: loricrin-like
Exons: 2
Coding region: 36-1097 (353 amino acids)
Source: RefSeq, a predicted model, not a curated record